GCAGCCACACUCCCUUCCUGACAGACCACGGAAAUGAGCCCCUGACCUGGCCCCUUCACACUUCCUGACUGACCGGGCCUAGGCUUGCCUCACCGGGCACACGGGCAGAGAAGCGGUUGAGAGGCUGCCAGUAUGUACUCCCGUCCCACCACCCUCCUGGGCCUGGGGCUCUGCCUGGGCCAGGUGAUCCACAUGCAGGAGGGGGUCCAGCCCAAACCCUCCCUCAGGGCCGAGCCAGGCCCUGUGGUCCCCUGGAAACGGCCUGUGACCUUUGUGUGCCGGGGCCCAGCUGAGGCUAAGGUAUGUCUCCUGGAGAAGGAUGGAAGACGUGUACACCAUUAUCAGGACAGUGUGCCACUAAAUGGCUCACAGGGGACAGAGGCCAGAUUCCUCUUCGCUGUGGUGAGUGAAGACACUGCAGGGAGUUACCGCUGCUUCUGUCUCACCCAGUCCGGCUUGUCUGAGCGCAGUGAGCCCCUGCAGCUGCAGGUGACAGAGGAGGACUCCACUCUGUCCUCAGGGCCCCUGCCCAAACCCUCCCUCAGGGCCGAGCCAGGCCCUGUGGUCCCCCGGGGACGGCCUGUGACCUUCGUGUGCCAGGGCCCAGCUGAGGCUAAGGCAUGCCACCUGAUGAAGGAUGGAAGACGUGUACACCAUUAUCAGGACAGUGUGCCUCAAGAUGGCUCACAGGGGACAGAGACCAGAUUCCUCAUCCCCGUGGUGAGUGAAGAAACUGCUGGGCGUUAUCGCUGCUUCUGUCUUACCCAGUUCAGCUCAUCUGAGCUCAGUGAGCCCCUGCAGCUACAGAUGACAGAAGAGGACAGCUCCACUCUGCCCUCAGGGCCCCUGCCCAAACCCUCCCUCAGGGCCGACCCAGGUUCUGUCAUCCCCAGGGGACGGCCUGUGUCCUUCGUGUGCCGGGGCCCAGUGGGAGCUAAGUCAUUCCGCCUGGAGAAAGAUGGAAGAACUGUAAGCCCUGAUCAGAAGGGUGUGUCUCAAGAUGGUUCGCAGGGGACAGAGGCCAGAUUCCACUUCCCCUCUGUGAGUGAAGACAUUACUGGGCGUUAUAGCUGCCUCUACCAACAUGUGUUUGAUAUCUGGUCUGGGCUCAGUGAGAGCCUGGAGCUGCAGGUGACAGAGGAGGACUCCACUCCGCCCUCAGGGCCCUGGAGUCUGGUCCCAUCUGGACACCAGGAUCGCCUGAAAAAUGAGCCCCUCAUCAAAGGGGACACAGAGCUGUCAUCAGGUGGGAACAGACCCCUUCAAGGGGACUGA
This is a messenger RNA of Myotis lucifugus (little brown bat), 1275 nucleotides long. Its product is annotated as immunoglobulin superfamily member 1-like. The record is from RefSeq and is a predicted model, not a curated record. Lineage: Eukaryota; Metazoa; Chordata; Mammalia; Chiroptera; Vespertilionidae. Bases 133 to 1275 code for a protein of 380 amino acids. The transcript has 6 exons.